AUGAUUUUUAAUUACAAUAAUUUAUUAAUAUUUACAUUUGUAGUUUUUAUUAUAUUAAAUUUAUAUCUAAAUAAACAUAGUUUUUUUUAUUUGAUUCCAUCAAUAUUACUAUUUAUUAUAAUUACACAAUUUCUUAAAGCAGAUUCUUUUUUAUGAAUUAGUAUGAUAAUAUUUAUCAUUAUUCUAAAUAACUUACAUUUAAAAUUAGAAAACUUAAUUUUAUAUAGCUUUAUUUUAUUGUCAAUAAUAAUAAUAAUAUUGUCUAACAAUCUAAUUAUAUUAUAUUUAUCUGUAGAAAUACAAACUUUUUCAUUAUUAGUUCUAAUAGGUUCUUAUAGAAAUAAUAUAAAAAGCUUAGAAGCAAGUCUAAAGUAUUUUAUUUUAAGUAGUAUUUCAUCUGGAUUUUUUCUUUUAGGUCUUGUCUAUUUAUUUAAGACUUCAAUCUCAUUAGAUUUAAAUUUAUUUAAUUUUGUUUUAAAUAACUCAUCUUUUUUUUAUUCUUUUAGUAAUUCUAUAUUAAUAUUAUCUCUUUUAUUUAAACUAGGUCUAGCCCCAUUUCAUUAUUGAAUUGCUGAUAUUUACGAAGGAUCUGAUUUUGUACUAAUAUUAUUAUUAUCUUCCUUAUGUAAACUAUCUAUAUUUAUUAUAUUAUUAAAAUUUAACAAUAAUUUUGAAAUGCUUAUGUUUUUAGGUGGAUUAUCAAUUGUUAUAGGAACUAUUGCCGGGUUUAAUCAAACUAAAAUAAAAAGAUUAAUAGCUUAUAGUGGUAUUUCUAAUUUUGGGUUUAUUAUCAUAUCCUUAAGCUUAAAUAAUAUAAUAGGUAUUGAAAUUUGUUUAUUAUAUCUUUUCAUUUAUUUAUUUACAAAUUUAUUUAUAAUUAUGAUAUUAAUAUUAUAUAAAGAUAAUAUAGAAUUUAUUAUAGAACUAAGCGGCUAUUUUAUGAAUAAUAAAAUUUUAACAAUCGCUCUAGUUAUUAUAACCUUUUCUAUAGCAGGAAUUCCUCCACUUUUAGGGUUUUUAAGUAAAUUUAUUCUUAUUUCAACUUUAAUAAAUUAUAACUAUAUUAUAACAGGAUGUUUAUGUCUACUAAUUACUUGUAUAGGUAUAGGAUUUUAUUUAAGAAUAAUAAAAAUACUUUUAUUUCAAAAUAAUAAUUUUUAUGUUUCUUGAAAUAAUAUUAUUUCUUUAGACAAAAAUAAUUUAUACUUAAAUUUUAUUUAUUUAGGUUUUAUAUUAUAUUACACACUAUUUUAUUUAUUAAAUCCUAAGUUUUUUAUUUCUUUAAUAACUUAUCUAUUAAAUUUAUAA
Molecule: messenger RNA, 1308 nt
Organism: Hydra vulgaris (swiftwater hydra)
Lineage: Eukaryota; Metazoa; Cnidaria; Hydrozoa; Anthoathecata; Hydridae
Source: the annotation of a RefSeq genome assembly